CUCAGAUAUUUUUUAAUAGCAUGAUCCCCACCAAGGCGUGGUCCAACCACAAUCAAAAUUAACCCUUAAGCUAAAACAAAAGUAAACAUUAACAAACACUAUACAAUCAAUAUACAUUAUGAUACAGUUACAAUCACAAUAAAAAUAACACUUUUAAAUACAGUAUAUCGUCCUAUACAAUAUUUGCAACCUAGGGCUCUGCCAUCUGACUUCUCUAAUCAGAUUUACAACUGGAAAGACCCAUCCUUAAGGCCUUUUGCACAGCGGAUGAUGGCACCUGUCUCCUGAGGAUUGCACAAGCAAGACUUGUGGGUUGGAAGCCUGUAGUAAAAGGGGACAGAUUGCCCAGGGCCUGAAGAAAUAAUGUGGGAGAGACCCAAGAGGCCUAGGGAAGUUUAGCUGGCAUCCUGAAGACCGAGAUAAUUAAAGGAGCAUUUCUUUCCUUUUUUGUUCAAAUUUCCUCUUUGGAGUUUUGAGAUCAUGUUAUAAGUGCUCUCAGAAAAUGGCUAUUGCAUAGCCCUGGGCAUGUGUACAUAUGUGUGUGUGUGUGUGUGUGUGUGUUUGUGUGUGAAUGUUUUCCAAUUUUCAAGCAGUUACCAGAGAGAGUAUGUGCAGUCACAAUAUACUCAGUUACUAGAAGGCAAAAUGAUGAGCUUGCUCCCUGUCAUUGCAUAUAAUCUUCAUUUUUUAAAUAAAAUGCUUGAUGCCACUCCCAUGUUUGUAUUCCUAUCUACUUCACCAUGUGGUUUUUUUUCCUUCCUGAAAUGCUAGUAGGGCUGUACCAUGAACCUGCUUUAUCUUUCUUUAACAGACAGAUAUGCACAGAAUAUGCAGAGCUUCAGAAGUAAUGAGGUUGCAUGCACAUAAUAGUUUUUGGGAUAGUGCUGAAUAAAUUCAACAAGAACAGUACAGUGACUAUGAAGUAUUAUUCUCAUCAUCAAAAGAUGGAUGCAACAGGAAAGGGAAAAUCUUAGAGGGAAAAAGCCACUAUCUGAUGCUGUGGGUGAGUGGACAGCUUAAAAGAUUUGGGCACACCUGGGAAUAGACUUGCAGAGACAAAUGGGUGCUAGAAAUUAUUUGAUGAGGAUACGCAGGAGUAUUCAGAUCAGUGCCAAAGGACAAGUUCUUACCAUCACCCAUCUUGAACUCAGAGGAUCAUCAGAGGCUGAUGGAAGCGACAGGCCACCUUCAGGAAACUGAGGCAACAGAACAACUCCUGGCACAGAUCCUCUGUUCUAUUCUCCAUUCUGUUUAUGGUCCCAAAAAGAAUGGGACUUGAGAGCCUUAUGUAAUAGAAAAUUACUUAUAACUGCCUUAGAAUUAAGGACGUUACAAAUUAAUAUUCUUCACCAGCUUUGAAAGUGAUCUAUAAGUGCAUCUUUACACUUUACAAUUUCUUGGUAAACCCUGUACCUUUACAAUGGCUUGAUAAACCAUGGCCUAGCGUGAAAAACCCAGCUGGUGUGUGCCCUUAGAGGUUGCAAUACUGGGGUUACUUCUGAGAAGUGUGCAAUAGCAACUUCCAUCUGUAGCUGAAAUCUAGGCCGUACACAGUAGUUCGUUCAACGACACACGGUUAAAACAAGGUAUGGCUUCGUGUGAUGCGUGACGACUGUCUUAGCCAGGCGUAUCAGUUGCUUCGGAAUGGCCACCCGCUGCAGUCUUGAAAGCAAAGGGUCCGCUUGUCUUCGUCGCCCAUCUCCAAUUCGGGCACAGGAUGGUAACCUGAGGACCGGCCACUUGAGCGACUCGCCCUUCCUCCGAGGAAGAGGCAUAGCAGGGGGACAGACAGAGAUCCCGAGAACAGGUGCCAAAGCAAUCCCAGCCUCGCGGGCGAGGUCAGGAUCCCACGUCUGAGCGAGCGCCUGCUGCUGUUUCCGGCCGCUCCCUAGUGAGGCUGCGCGCUGGAUGCCGAAUGGCUGAGGCGCCUGCUCUGCUCAUUCUAGCGACUGCGGGCGGACCGACUCGAGCCCGGGGAAAAUCCGAUCCCCGCCUUGCUGUCACCGGAGUCCUGCAGCGCCAUGGUUUCCUGGAUCAUCUCCAGGCUAGUGGUGUUAAUAUUUGGCACUCUUUAUCCUGCCUAUUACUCUUACAAAGCUGUAAAAUCAAAGGAUAUUAAAGAAUAUGUGAAAUGGAUGAUGUAUUGGAUCAUAUUUGCACUCUUCACAACAGCAGAGACAUUCACAGACAUUUUUCUUUGCUGGUUCCCAUUUUAUUAUGAACUCAAAAUAGCCUUUGUAGCUUGGUUAUUGUCUCCAUACACAAAAGGCUCCAGUCUUUUAUAUAGGAAAUUUGUACAUCCAACUUUAUCUUCAAAAGAAAAGGAAAUAGAUGAUUGCCUAGUCCAAGCAAAAGAUCGCAGCUAUGAUGCCCUGGUGCAUUUUGGGAAACGGGGGCUAAAUGUUGCAGCCACAGCUGCUGUAAUGGCAGCUUCCAAGGGUCAAGGAGCGCUAUCAGAGAGGCUCCGGAGUUUUAGCAUGCAAGACCUUACCACAAUUAGAGGAGAGAGCAGCAGCACUGCAGUUCCACCUUCUCCUGCCCCAUCAGUUUCUGCACGGGCAAGUAGCAAGCAGAGUCAGCCCAAAGCUCCCAAAACUGCAUCAGACAGUAUUGGACGUUCAGGUUAGUGGGAGUUGCCUGCAGACUUAAGUAAUAACUUUUCCUCUUAUCAUCAGUUAU
Molecule: messenger RNA, 2679 nt
Organism: Python bivittatus (Burmese python)
Lineage: Eukaryota; Metazoa; Chordata; Lepidosauria; Squamata; Pythonidae
Source: RefSeq, a predicted model, not a curated record